AUGUCCCCGUCGAUAUUUAUUGCUCUUUUGUUGGCUUCCACCGUCGUUUUUGGAGCGGCUAGUGAGUUUUUUUGUUCGAAAUUUUUUCACCAAAAAGUCAAUUUUUAUAUUUCAGUACCCUGUCAAGAUAUUGUCCGAGUUUGGGACGGUGAAAAUGAGGAUGUGACCCCGAAGAUAUUGUUAGUUCAUAAUUGAAGUCAUUCAGAGUUCAAUUUCGAGUUUAGGUACUUUGAGGGCAAGGAAAAGAAAGCUGAAAUCUAUUGUGAAGGUGAAGCGAACGGAGUAGUCGAGCUUUUUUCCAAUAUGGGAUCGCUUGGAGUGAUCGAAAAUGAAAAACAUGACGCUGUUUGCAAGUUCGGACGGUAAGUUUCACGUUUUUGAGAGACUCAUCAUCAGGUUACGGUAGUUGCAGAUGGUACUCACUUGACAAGUACGGGAAGCUUGCUGUGGUCAAACAAGUUGCCUGUGUGGUUCACAUUUGA
Caenorhabditis sp. 36 PRJEB53466 is the source of this 482-nucleotide messenger RNA. The record is from the annotation of a GenBank genome assembly. Lineage: Eukaryota; Metazoa; Nematoda; Chromadorea; Rhabditida; Rhabditidae.